GUCAAUGUUGGAGGUGAUGUUUACCAAGACAUCCAUCAAUAACCUAGGUUGUAGUUGGAUAGCUACAGAGGAUUGCAUGAGGCCGGUUAAGGUUCAAUCUGAAGAAAGAUGAAGGAAGCUAAAGUUCCUGUACAAGGAAUGUUCUACAUUCAACUAAUUUUAGAAUGCUCCUAGCAAAGAGUAUGUAGUAUGGGUUUUAUAGUCAAGUUGUAUUUGUUUUUGCUGACUCUGCCAUAUGUGGCAUCACUCUCAGGCCUUUGCCACCUUUAGUGACUUUAUUUUGCUGUCCAUGACAAUGAUGCAUGCAUCAGGGUCCUUUAGUUAUGACCUUGAACUCGUGGCCAAUAAAUAAACUAAACUAAACAUUUCAGACAGAUAUAAAAUGUCUUGAUUUACAGAGAACGAUCUGUGAACGGAGACGCAUUUAUAUUCCAUCAGAAGUGUACAUGAAAGGCAUUGAACACCGGAACCAAUGUGCAUGCUCAUGUUUCCUGACGAACAGUAUUUACCGUCGGACCCAUAUUCAAUUCUUAUUUUACAGUCUGCCCUGUAGGUUUUGGAAAAAACAAGGGGAUUAAAAGGCGGUAAAAGGCUUUUAAAGGUUUUAUUAACAUCGAUUAUUCAAGCUUUGAUAAGCGCCGUGUCAUGGCUUUUGCAAGCUUACGCUGGGAAACCAUAGAAGCUCUAAAUAAUUCCUCAAAAGGCCAACUAAAGUAUCAAGCGGACUGGGUGGAGAGGGGCGAGGACAUCCUAUCCGGUUGUACCGAGGGCCCCAGUUUGUCUCCUCUGUCUGGUCACAUCAUUACAAAGCUAAGCCCUAGGAAACGCCUCGGAGACGCCAGCUGUCAGUCACACCAAAGUGAGACGGUCUCCCAAAGCUGUCCUUCCUCCUCUGCUCCCAACAACAUUCAUAUCCAAUCUCCCUCAGUGAGUGAGAUUGGGGCGCCAUCAGAAAAGAGUGAAAGUGAAGAGCUGGUUCCUGAUGUUCAGGAAUUUGAACCGCCCUCGCCCAGUCCCUCCCCUCCCCCCAGCAUGUCGCUGCUGUCUCCCAGGGCAACGCAGACCGCCGGUUGCAUCCGGCUGUGUGAGGAAAAGCACCGCGCCAAGGCCAAGAAGGAGCUGAGUCUGCGGCAAGAGAGACAGGAGCAGCUGGUGAUGGCGAUGGCUAACAGAGAGUCUGAGCAGCUGAAACGCUUCGAGGAGCUCAUGGAGCUGAAGCAGAGGAAGGACUCCCAGAGCAUCAGAGACCUGAUGGACAGAGAAACGAAGGAGAGUAUUGGGCGACAGGAGAAACUGAAGGAGGAGCACAGACACAGGAUGAAGAUUCUGAACCUGCGCCUGCGAGAGGCGGAGCAGCAGCGUGUGCGGGAGGCGGGGCUGGAACGUCAGCGGCUGGAGGAUGGACGGGAUAGGCUGAGGAACCUCAACUCCAUCCAGGAAGAGAUCCUCCAACUCAACCAGCUGCUGGAGGCCGGCCCGGCCCCCGAUGACAUCACUGUCUACAUAACCCGCGGAAACCAGCUGUGCUCCCAGGUGUCCGAGGUGGUGCGGACGACCGCAGAGGGGGCGUUCCCCAGCGUGGAGGACAUGGCGGUAGCAGAGCGGGCUCUGCAGGUGAUGCGAGCGUUGAUCAGAGAGAGGCAGGAGGCGGCGACCAAGGCCCAGGAGAGGAAGAGGAUGGAUGAGGAAGAGGUGGAGGAGAGGAGGAAGCAGGUGGAGCUCGAGGUGAAAGUGGAGGAGCAGAAGAAAGCUGCACAGUCUGCUAAAGAGAAGGCGAAGAAAAAAGGACUGCAGAACAGUGCUGAAGAUGCUACGUUGCAAUGGUACCGAGAGCUCCAGGACGCCGCCUCCCAGACCCUUUCUUCCCUACAGUCGCUCAACACCGCCACGGACACCCAGACCAAGAGGCUGAGGAUGGAGCUCCAGAAAGCCGCCACCACUCCCGUCAGCCAGAUCUCCAGUGUCUCUGGCUCCCAGCUCCGAGAGGUCCUGGACAAACUGGACAAGCUGCUGUCGGGACGGACAGUGGUGACCGGCGGGAGGUCCGCCUCCACCUCCCAGCAUGCAAAGGGGCUGGCGUUCGUCUGUUACAAAUUGGCCGAAAAGUUUCAGAAACAAGGGGAGGAGGAGGUGGCAUCCCACCACGAGGCCGCCUUCCCCAUCGCCGUGGUGGCCUCGGGGGUGUGGGAGAGACACCCCCAGGUGGGGGAACUCAUCCUGGCCCACCUCCACAGGAAGUGCCCCUACUCCGUCCCUCACUACCCGCCCAUGACAGAGGGCACCUCCCUAGAAGAGUACCAGAGGAUCCUGGGCUACCGGGUGGAUGACUCUGGGGUCGAGGGUCAGGACAGCUUCCUGAAGAGGAUGUCGGGGAUGAUCCGCCUCUACGCCGCCAUCAUCCAGCUGAGGUGGCCCUACGGCGCCAAACCUGGGCCGGGUCCUCACGGGCUGAACCAUGGCUGGCGCUGGCUGGCCCAGAUGCUCAAUAUGGAGCCUCUGGCAGACGUCACAGCAACGCUGCUCUUCGACUUCCUGGAGGUUUGUGGUCACGCCCUGAUGAAGCAGUACCAGGGUCAGUUCUGGAAACUCCUCAUGUUCAUCCAUGAGGAGUACUUCCCCAGGAUCCAGGUGAUCACCAGCGCUGGUCAGAUGGGUUCCGUCAUGAGACUUAAGCAGUUCCUUGAGGGGUCCUUGCGAAGCCGUCAGAUCAGCCCUCCUAAAGGAUACCUCACCUCAGAGUUCUGGAGGUAUUGAGCCAACAUGGAAGUCCGGAUCUAACCUGGAUGCUCCUAAUUUUUGAUAGACUUGAACCAGCUCUACUUGGAGCUCAUCGAAGCAGACUCUCUCUGGCUGGGCUGAGAUCCCCUUCCCUUUUUAUAGUUUAACUAUUUUUUUAUUUUGGUGUGUGUCGAAUCUUUGCGCUUGGGGCAGAGUCAUGUGUUUUUUGAGACAACCUGUCAGACUGUGUACUGGUGGUUUGUCAUGUUUGUUUUAUGGACCAGGCUAUGGUUAAAACAUGAGUUAGAUCUGCUGAAGAGUUGCAGCACGUUAUCAAAUUUAAUUGUUCAGUAAUUAAAUACUCUCCACUCUUGCUCACAAAAACACUGAUGGUAGAACAAGAAAAUGGUGGGUCAAAGCCUAGGCAUCAGCCUCAAUUUAUUGUACAGCCUAUAGUGUCUUGGAUCAUGGUUUUAUAUAAAGCUGUUUAGAGAUGAUUCGUAUUAUCUAAUGCAACCCUGAAUGUACUGAGAUUUUAACGUCUAAUGGUCUCACCUGCUCAAUUUGAUUAUUAAAUAAAUCAAUGAUCUGUAGGUACCAGGUCAGAAAAAAUCAAUUCAAAUCCUCUUGAGGAACUUAUUCAAAGAUCUUAUAUCAUGCUUUUUUUAGGGUUAAUAAUUGCAUUUGGAGCAACUAGAAUAGGGUUACAAGCCUGUAUGUUAAAAACACCCCUUAUUAUUCUCACUGCUCAAUUCUGCAAAUCCAAUUUCAGCAUCUUUCAAAAACGUUGUUUUGAAUCUUGUCGCUUAAAGGCCCCCCUCCCGAGCAGCCCAGUCUGCUGGGAACAGUCAGCACACCCACUCUUGCAAUUGGACGAACACUUUGCGC
This is a messenger RNA of Gadus chalcogrammus (walleye pollock), 3606 nucleotides long. It is a transcript of the gene gle1, whose product is annotated as GLE1 RNA export mediator. Gene Ontology annotation, cellular component: nuclear pore; nuclear pore cytoplasmic filaments; cytoplasm. NCBI's taxonomy places the organism in Eukaryota, Metazoa, Chordata, Actinopteri, Gadiformes, Gadidae. Bases 646 to 2754 code for a protein of 702 amino acids. The transcript is spliced from 15 exons. Gene Ontology annotation, biological process: poly(A)+ mRNA export from nucleus; regulation of translational initiation; regulation of translational termination. Gene Ontology annotation, molecular function: inositol hexakisphosphate binding; translation initiation factor binding; phospholipid binding. The record is from RefSeq and is a predicted model, not a curated record.